This is a messenger RNA of Entelurus aequoreus (snake pipefish), 4097 nucleotides long. It is a transcript of the gene ttyh3b, whose product is annotated as tweety family member 3b. Gene Ontology annotation, cellular component: plasma membrane. Gene Ontology annotation, molecular function: intracellularly calcium-gated chloride channel activity; volume-sensitive chloride channel activity. The transcript has 15 exons. The record is from RefSeq and is a predicted model, not a curated record. NCBI's taxonomy places the organism in Eukaryota, Metazoa, Chordata, Actinopteri, Syngnathiformes, Syngnathidae. Bases 353 to 2017 code for a protein of 554 amino acids.
CGAUGUUUGUAUCGCGCGCACAGACCCAAACACGCACGCAGGCUUUGAAGCAGUGUGUCUGCUGUCCUUGGACGACGAACAAGGCUGGACGGCGGCGUCGUCUCACGGUGAAAGACGCGAGCAUCCACGGCGGCUCUUUCCUCAAACCUCCCCCGGCGUUUAGGCGGAGGAAGCCGGGCGGAAAUGUGAGCGGCGGACCGCCGGUGGGAGCGUCGCGGAUGGAUGAGACCGCAGCGCCGCGUUGAUGCGGCAGCGACCCUUGAACGCACCGCAGGACAUCAGCCGCUAGUGUUUGUGCGAGGAAUCCGGUUUUCGUGAGGAACAAAAUAGCCGCCCUCUACCGGCUUUAAGAAUGGCGGCCGUGGUCAACUACUCGCCGCCCUGGUGGGUCAACCUACUCCACCGCUUGCCUCAUUUCAACCUGGACUUCCAGAUGGUCAGCAGCGACUUCCGGCCCGAAGACCCCGAGUAUCAGAAGUCGGUGCUGCUGCUCGGAGCCGUGGCCCUGCUGUGUUUGGGCCUGGACCUCCUCUUCCUCCUCUUCUACUCCUUCUGGCUUUGUUGCCGCCGCCGCAAGAGCGGCGAGUCCUCGCACUCCCACACGCACUCCCAGCAGCCCAGCGCCGACUGCUGCUGCACCGCCUGGUGCGUCAUCAUCGCCACCCUCGUGUGCAGCGCCGGCAUCGCGGUGGGUUUCUACGGAAACGGGGAGUCGAGCGAUGGCGCCAGCCGCCUGGCCUACUCCCUGCGCCACGCCAACCGCACCGUGUCCGGGAUCGAGAAACUGGUGUCGGACAGCGCUCUGGCGCUCAACCAGACGGUGGAGGAGAACCUGGUCCAGCUGGAGACGGCCUACAAGGAGCAGACGGACUACCUGUCCGUGGUCCAGAAGCUGCAGGGACAGCUGGACGAGCUGGUGAAGCUGAUGGUGGACAUCCCUUUCUGGACCAACACGCAGGUUUCUCUGGAGGACAUGGCCAGCCAGACGGAGGCUUUUGACUUCUACAGGUGGUUGGGUUACCUCGGCUUGCUGCUGUUCGAUGUCCUCAUUUGUCUCCUGGUGCUCUUUGGCCUGAUCCGGAACUCUCGGGGGACUCUGAUCGGCGUGUGUCUGCUGGGGGUGCUGACACUCGUCGUCAGCUGGGGGUCUCUGGGCCUGGAACUGGCUGUCGCUGCGUCGACCAGCGACUUCUGCGAUUCGCCCGACGCCUACAUCGCCCGGGCGACCAAGGAGAACGCCGUCAUCAAUCAAGACGUCCUGCAGUACUACCUGAGGUGCAGCCCCGGCCAGGUGAACCCCUUCCAGCAGAGGCUGUCGGGGAGUCACAAGGCGUUGGUGGAGAUGCAGGACGACGUGGCCGAGCUGCUGCGGUCUGCGACGCGGGACUACGCCAACACCAAGGGGACUCUGGAGCAGAUCCAGUUCGUGCUGAACUCCACCGAGGUGGGCCUCCACCAGCUGACGGCGCUGGUGGACUGUCGCAGCCUGCACAUGGAUUACGUGCAGGCGUUGACGGGCCUGUGCUACGACGGCGUGGAGGGCCUCAUCUACUUGGUGCUCUUCUCCUUCGUCACCGCCCUCAUGUUCUCUUCCAUCGUGUGCAGCGUGCCGCACACCUGGCCCGGCAAGAGGACGGACGAGGAGGACGGCGAGGACGAGUCGGGCGCCUCGCGGGGCGGCGUGCACGAUAACCUGUACCGCGUUCACAUGCCCAGUCUCUACAGCUGUGGCUCCAGCUACGGUAGCGAAGCUAGCCUGCCCGCCACCGCCCACACCGUCAGCAAUGCCCCCGUCACUGAAUACAUGAACCAGAACGCAAACUUUCAGAACCCGCGGUGUGAGAACACCCCCUUGAUUGGCAGGGAGUCCCCUCCACCCUCUUACACCUCCAGUAUGAGAGCCAAGUACCUGGCCACCAACCGCCCAGACCAGAACCGCCGCUCCGUCCCCAACGACCAACUGGACCCCACUAGUCGGCCGCACGCCACCGCCCGACCACAGUCCUCGGUCCACUAGGGACCAGAACGGCUAAAAAGGGUUCCGUUCUCCCAACGAGCCUGAACUCAACAGCUCAGCGAGUCGCUGAUGGAAGACAGAAGCACACUUUUGUCCACUUUACUUAAACACAACGCGCCUUGGCUCCUCCCCCCUUUACAACUUGCAAAACCACUAGGCUCUGUCUACUGCCCCCUAGUGGACACACUCACACACUGUACAAAGAUGUACAUAAUAACCAUCAUUUCAUGACGGAUCGAUCAUUGCUGGUGACGUGCUGUGCUGUGCACUUCAUUACUGUAUCUCUUAAACACACAUUGUGAAUAAAUAAUAAUAAUAAUAAUAAUAAUAAUAAUAUGACGUUUAGCUAGAAUCUAACUUCAACCAUGGACUUUUUCCAGGAAUUCUUUGGAUUUCAGCACUUGAAGGACAAAAACAAAAAAAAGGUGCCAAAAGAGCAAAGGAUGCCUGACGUGUCGGAGAAGAGACGCUUAUGUUUGACUCGAACUAAGGACAAAAAAAUAUCAUCGUACGACGACAACGAGGGAAGACCGGGGGGAAAAAAAGGAAGUGUUUGCUCGGUGCUACGUGAGUAACGUUUUCAGUCAUUUUUUUUUAGCGUUAGGACUAAAUAUUGGACGUUUACAAAAGUGAUACUGUGACAAACUUUUACCGACUUUUUAUUGUUUUUGUUGUUUUUUUACGUCCUCGUAAGCACAAGUUUUCUUCUCCUGCUAAUGUACAGCCUGUGUAAAAACGAUGCUAGCGUGUGAGACAUGGCUACAAACUUUGCCUUUUGUUUACAUUAUCGCUACGACGUCCGCGCUAAGGUCAUGUUUACGCGUCAACAUGCUAUGAAAAAUGUAAAAGACAUAAGGCUGUAAUGUGCAUGCCAGGCCAGUAGUUGGCGAUGUCAUUUAGUGAAGAAACCGUUUUUUUUAACGCGACAUGGCUUGCUAACGCUACUGCGCACAUUAGCAAUUGCAUUAUAUGUAAAGUGUAGUUCGUAAACGCUACUACCGUCUUCCGAUGUCUUUGACUAAACACACUUCGUUUUUAGCGCUCCUAUGACAAAAGUCAAUUGUCAGGUUCAAACACUGAUGACAUUUAUUAAACAAGACAAGAGGCAAAGAAUUAAACAGAGACAGAAUUCAAGUUGGACUCAAUAUAUUGAGGAGAGUCGCCCGGACAUCGUAUCCUUCAAAAAGUUCACAGAAAAGGUCGUAAACAAUUCACAGAAAAGGUCAGUUCAAAAAGAGUUCGUAAAAUAGUUCUAAAAUAUGUCCAUAAUAUAGUUCAAAAAGAGUUCGUCUGGAAAUUGGGCAGAUCCUGUCAUCUCUCCGCUUUGAAGUCCUUAGGCCAGAACAACAUCCUUCUGUUGAUUACCAUACAUGAGAGAAAACGGAAAACCCUUCAUGUGACUUACCCCCGUACACAGUGGAGUUUAACGAGCAUUCUUCUUGGUAGGUUUCAAAGACAGCUUUUGUCUUCGUACUUGACAGAACUCAAUACAACACGAAGUUUUUUGUGAUAAUUUAGAAACAAUAAUUCUAACAUAAAUCUAUCGGGUUUUAGGAAACACGCUACGUGUAAGUAAAGAAAUGUCCAAAACGACUACGUUUUAGUCGUUCAUUUAGUCGAGUUAGCAUUUGUGUCGUAGCUGCCAACAACUACGACGUUACAGCGUUACAACAUUUCGAUCCAACGACCACUUCUCGUAUUAGCGAGACAAUCUUGUCUGAUUCUUUCGGAACAUGUUCGACGCUAAGACCGCAACUAGCCGUAUUGCAAGUGUUCUUGCGCUUUGGAUGCGUUAAAACGUUCGUACAAAAUGCGAUGCAAUGUUCCACCGUUACUGUGUAAAAGUUUUCACAGUUUUUCGUUUUUAGCGUUCAAAUGGGAACCGUUUUUGUCACUUUUUUUUUAGUUUUUGGCAUUUUUGUCGUAGUACUUUCGCAGUUUCGUUCAGCAUUUCAACAUUUUAUUCAUCCAACGGCCACUUCUCAUGUUAGCGAGAUCGGAAUUUUUUUCACGCUAACAUUACGACUCGCCGUGUUACAAGUGUCCUUUCACUUUGGAUGCGUUAAAUGUUCGUACAAAA